AUGGUGCGAGCUCACACUUCCUCAGCACCACACUCCGCCCUCGUGCUUACCUCCGGCCGCUCCCACCCAGCCAGCCCCAGCCCGCCGGGGCCCCCGGCCAGCCCGGUGCUGCCGAUCAGCUACCGGCUGUCCCACACGCGGCUGGCCUUCUUCCUGCGGGAGGCGCGGCCCUUGCCAUUCACAGCCUCUCCUGACCACCGUGGGGUCUUUCUUCUGUCUGUCGUCCGCGCCCGGGUGCCCGCCUCGCAGCCCGUGGCCCAGGUGCUGUUCUACGUAGCCGGCCGGGACUGGGACGACUUCGGCGUCACCGAGCGGCUGCCCUGUGUCCGCCUGCAUGCCUUCCGAGACGCCUGGGAGGUCAAGAGCUCCUGCCGCCUCAGCGGGGCCCUGGCCGCCUGUCUGGGGGCUGGGGCCGGAGUGGGGGCCCGGGCGGAGAGCCCCACCCAGCACCCGCUGCUGCGCGUAGGGAGCAUCAGCCUGUUCCGCCCGCCCCCCAGGAGGACCCUGCAGGAGCACAGGCUGGACAGCAACCUGAUGAUCCGCCUGCCCGACCGGCCCCUCAAGCCGGGGGAAGUGCUCAGCAUCCUCCUCUACCUGGCCCCCAACUCCUCCUCCCCCUCCCGCCCCAGCGUGGAGCAUUUCACACUCAGGGUGAAGGCCAAGAAGGGCGUGACCCUUUUAGGCACCAAGUCACGGAGUGGCCAGUGGCACGUGACCUCGGAGCUGCUGACUGGGGCAAAGCACUCAACGGCCACCGUGGAUGUGGCCUGGGCCCUGGGCUCACCCCUGCCCCCGUGGGAGGGCCAGGGGCCCCUGGAGAUCCUGCAGCUGGACUUUGAGAUGGAGAACUUCACCAGCCAGUCGGUCAAGCGGAGGAUCAUGUGGCACAUCGACUACCGCGGCCAUGGUGCUCUGCCCGACCUGGAACGGGCGGUCACCGAGCUGACGGUCAUCCAGCGGGAUGUGCAAGCCAUCCUGCCCCUGGCCAUGGACACCGAGAUCAUCAACACGGCCAUCCUGACUGGUCGGACGGUGGCCAUCCCUGUCAAGGUCAUUGCCAUCGAAGUGACCGGCCUCGUCCUAGAUGUCUCUGCCCUGGUGGAAUGUGAGUCUGACAAUGAGGACAUCAUCAAGGUAUCCAGCAGCUGUGACUACGUGUUUGUUAGCGGAAAGGAGUCUCGCGGGUCCAUGAAUGCCAGGGUCACCUUCCGCUACGACGUCCUCAGUGCCCCCCUGGAAAUGACAGUCUGGGUCCCCAAGCUGCCCCUGCACAUCGAGCUCUCGGACGCCCGCCUCAGCCAAGUGAAGGGCUGGAGGGUACCCAUCCUCCCCGACCGGAGGUCAGCCCGGGAGAGCGAGGACGAGGACGAGGAGGAGGAGGAGCGGCGGCAGAGCAGCAGCCGCGGCUGUACCCUGCAGUACCAGCAUGCCACGCUGCAGGUCUUCACCCAGUUCCACACGACCUCGUCCGAGGGCACCGACCAGGUGGUCACCAUGCUGGGCCCGGACUGGCUGGUGGAGGUCACCGACCUGGUCAGCGACUUCAUGCGGGUGGGUGACCCCCGCGUGGCACGCCUGGUAGACAGCAGCACGCUGGCAGGCCUGGAGCCGGGCGCCACCCCCUUCAAGGUGGUGUCCCCACUGACGGAGUCUGUGCUCGGGGAGACGCUGCUGACCGUGACAGAGGAGAAGGUCAGCAUCACACAGCUGCAGGCCCAGGUGGUGGCCAACCUCGCCCUCUCCCUACGGCCAAGCCCCGGGAGCAGCCACACCAUCCUGGCCACCGCCGCUGCCCAGCAAACCCUCAGCUUCCUCAAGCAGGAAGCCCUCCUGAGCCUCUGGCUCUCCUACAGUGACGGCACCACAGCUCCACUCUCCCUCUACAGCCCCCGGGACUAUGGGCUGCUGGUGAGCAGCCUGGACGAGCGGGUGGCUACGGUGACCCAGGACCGGGCCUUCCCGCUGGUGGUGGCUGAGGCAGAGGGGGCAGGGCAGCUGCUCCGCGCGGAGCUCACCAUCGCUGAGAGCUGCCAGAAGACCAAGCGCAAGAGCGUCCUGGCUAUGACCCCCGUGGGCCUGCGGGUGCACUUUGGGCGGGAGGAGGAGGAUCCCACCUACGACUACCCAGGCCCCAGCCAACCGGGGCCGGGUGGGGGCGAGGACGAAGCCCGGGGAGCCGGCCCUCCGGGCACAGGGAUGGCCCCACCCGAGGCUCCGGGGCCAGUCACCGCCAGCCCAGCGGUGCCACCCACAGAAGAUUUCCUGCCGCUGCCCACGGGCCCCCAGCGGGGGCUGACGGACCUGGAGAUCGGCAUGUACGCGCUGCUGGGCGUCUUCUGCCUCGCCAUCCUCGUCUUCCUCAUUAACUGCGUGGUCUUCGUGCUGCGCUACCGGCACAAGCGCAUCCCGCCCGAGGGCCAGACCAGCACGGACCACUCCCACCACUGGGACGGCUCCUCGGGCGGCUCGGCCCGGGCCCAGGCCGAGGACCCCGCCAGCUCGCCCACGUCCAAGCGCAAGCGGGUCAAGUUCACUACCUUCACCACGCUGCCCACGGAGGAGCUGGCCUAUGACUCGGUGCCCGCCGGCGAAGAGGAGGAGGACGACGAAGAGGACCUGGGUUGGGGCUGCCCGGAUGUGGCCAGCACCACGCGGCCUGCUGCACCCCCGAACUACAUGCGCAGAAACAAAGAGAUGGCGUAGAGGCGCCGUCCCCCGGGGGGUGGGCUCCGUGUGGGACAGGGCCAGGACCCCUGCUCGCCCGGGCUGCUGGCGGUGGACGUGGAUGUUAAAGGCCCUGUCCCUGCAGCUUUGCUCUCUGCAGGCGCCGCCUCCCUCACCGGCCCCCACCCCAGCUGCCUCACAGGGUUCCCUCUCUGCUGCAGCAGGUGGAGGGCCCCUUUGGGAGCUCGCUAGGAGGAGGCAAGCCCCGCCCUCCUACCUUUUCCAAACCUCCUCCCAUCCGAGACAGCCUGCCCCAGGAGGCCAGGAGGCCCCGCUCUGUGAGCCGCCCCUGCCUCCCACAUCCCCGGGGUCCCCCCUGUGCUGGGGGGUUCUGUGGGGUCUUGUGUCACAAGCUGCACAAAGACUUUUCUCAAACCACUAUUCAGGGAUUUCUGUCCUGCAGGGCGGGGAGGCAGCAGCUGCCUGCCCUGCCGAGGAUCUUGCUGUGGACAAAACUUUGGGGAGGUUGGGGGACACGUGUAGCAUCUUCUGGCUUUCUGGGACCUCCCAGCCCCUUCCUAGGACCUGGGAGCAGACCCCAGAGGGGUCUGUGGCCAAGCCAGGCACCUUCCUAAGAGCCCAGGACUCCCUCCUCUGCCCCCAAGGGCUAUAGAAGUGGCCGAAAGGGGGAGGAGUCUUCAGCCCACCCCUGGCCAAGCCACAGCCCAGAGCACCAUGGUCUGGGUGGGCCCAGGAAGGCCUGCCCCACAGCAAGGCCAGCACUCCGCCUUAGCCCCUCCAGCUCUGCUGGCCUCUCCUCCCUGCUCUACAGGGGCGACCACCCAUCCCCCCAGGAAAUGGAAUCCGGUGGGAAUGGAGGGGGGCACCCACCGAGGAAGCUGUGAAGGACCUGGGGAUGGGCAAGGCCGAGGGAGCGGGCGUCUCCCUACCCCAUCUCACAGCCACUUUCCUCUCGGGUUCUACCACCACUGUGUCGGGUUUUUUCUUAAAUAAAUGGAGGCGACCAGAUUGGAGGUGGGGGCAGCAGCUCCCAGAGUACAGACA
This is a messenger RNA of Myotis davidii, 3729 nucleotides long. It is a transcript of the gene TMEM132E, whose product is annotated as transmembrane protein 132E. The record is from RefSeq and is a predicted model, not a curated record. NCBI's taxonomy places the organism in Eukaryota, Metazoa, Chordata, Mammalia, Chiroptera, Vespertilionidae. The transcript has 12 exons. The coding region runs from base 1 to 2703 and encodes 900 amino acids.